GUCACGUGGUGUAAAUAUUUCCUCGAAACGUUUCCUGUAAUAAUCCCGGUCUGUGAAACAAAGAUUGUUGGGUACUAACAGUAGUAAAUUUCGUUUUACUACUUCAGUGAUACAGUUUGAGAUUGUGUAUGCAAAUUAAAUUGAUUAAAUUUUAUUCGUUUUUUGUACGAUUUUAAUCAGUGGUCUUAUUUUAAAAUAGUCAAUAGCGCGAAAACUUGUAAGGACAUGUCAGCAAACUCCAAGAAGUCGAAAAGCGUGUUAUAAAACUAGUAUUUUACAUACAUCAGCCCUACUUGUUUGUCUGCAGUUUGUGCUGCUUAUUUCACCCAAUUUCAUCUUCCACUUGACAAUGCUUGAUAAUGGGAUACAAAACCGAUGUAAGGAGUUGCUAUGGCAACUCAAAUGCAAACAGACCGAGUUGAAUGGACUGGUUCUUCCUGGUGCUGCUCCUCCUUGUGACAAUGUGUACAACACGACACACAAUGGACUGAAACCAGUUUACUCGAGACACAAACUUGACAGGUCACUGAGGCUUGUUGCCGGAGACGACGUGCCUACUGCCAGUCAGAGAGACAGAGAGGGCACCAGUCUACGGAUUUACGAUUCCGCUCCAAAGCCAAAAUCAGUUACCAUACAGUCAGACUUUGAUGAUGGCUAUGAGAAUGAUGAAACUACAAAAUGUAAACGUUUAUUUGUGAAAAGAGACUCAAGUUUAGACCGGACUGAAACCAGUAAUUUAAGUGACAUACAUUCUCAUAGUUACACAACUGAUGACAAUCGGAGUAAAGACCGGUUUGCCUGUGAUCAGAGUAAAGACCGGUCAGUUUCUUUUUCUCUCACGCCCAGAACUAGAAGUAGACGGAAACUCAUUGACCGCAAUGUCAAAGUCGGAUCAGGAUUGACUGACCUGGAAAUCUCUGAUAGUUAUGAUCCAUCAAGUCGUCUUAAUUUUAGCUACUCUCACGAGGAUGAAGCGGAUUUCUCUCUCAGAUAUUCGUACGACCGGGCGAGUACAUUGGAACAACAAGCGGAUCUCAAAGUUGUCGGGAGGAAUCAUACAACAGAAAAAACAGAUCUUAAAGUGGUUGGGAGGAAUUGUCAGGACGUAGAACAAACCACGUUGGAACACCAGCAGAUCAAGGCUCAUCGGAACCUGGUCGGUACUGUGCGCGAGGCCGGCGACACAAUUUCAGGAAAACAGAAAAAAGCCGCUGAGCCGCCACAGAGUGGCAUGAACUCUGAGUCGCUGUCUGGCGUGGACGCAGACGUGUAUUGUAGAAACCUGCGAGACGACGGAAACAACAAGAGACUCGCGUCACUGCUCAAAGAUUCCAUUAAGUCGUACAACUUGUCGAGUUCAUCACAGUUUAACUUGACUAACAACGCCAGGCCGUCGCUAAGCCGACAGGAGCAGAGGCUGCUGGGAUAUGAUUGGAUUGCAGCGCUGCUUGACAAUGACUCUAAUUUGAUUGACGAAACCGAGUCGUUCUUUCAGGACAUCAAAAACUUCCGCCGUGUCAACAAAGAUCAGUGUUCCAACCAAUUCUACAUGGAAGGACCACUGUCAUUGGCUAUUGAUUUGAAGCCUUCACCAGUUGUCACGGCGAUAUCAGAGUCCAAAGUAAAACCGUACAUCGUGAAUGACCGAUUGUUUACGACUCCACUAAAGAGAUGUCUCCUUGACGAUCUAGGGGCCGCAAAUGAUGAGGAUGAGAAGAAGAACGAACGGCAGAAGGAGCCGUGUUACGAGGAGCCGAGAUUUGUCAGAGUGAGUAUUCCACGUUCUACUCUGGAGACUCCGACACGCAUCCAGCCUCAUCGACGCAGCAGUUUUGACUCGACAGACUCAUGUGCACUCUCUCAGCACUGUCUGCUCGGGUGGGAGAACUCUCGACCCGCCAUGAUGCCGGCUGCCACGACCGUUGGCCUGAGUGAUGCGACCGGUGAACUCAAGUCACGACUCACCACGACUCUAGCUGAAGCAGAGAGGUUGGCAUCGACCUACUCGUGGCCGGUGACCCAGCCAACCACUCACAGGCCCGACCAGUUUCCCACGUGGAGGAAACAGUAUCACGACACUGUCAUGAACAUGACCGCCCCGGCCUUGAAGAAUGUAACGUGCACGUCCCACAGCCGACCCGACCGAGAGACGGUGAGGAGAAACACGGACGAGUUGCUCAACUCAACGUACUCACUCAUGUAUGAGAUGGAGCGACUGAAGAAAGAACGAGAACUCAGUGGACAGACGAAAACAGUGAAAUAAAGUUUGAAAUAGCAACGAAAACAGUGAAAUAGUGUUUGAAAUAUCAACGAAAAUAGGGAAAUGGUGUUUGAAAUAUCAACAAAAACUGUGAAAUAGUGUGUAAUAUUAACGAAGACAGUGACAUAGUUUUUGAAAUAUAAACACUGGUUCAGUAAAAACAGUGAAAUAGUGUUUGAAAUAUCAACGAAAACAGUGAAAUAGUGUGUAAUAUUAACGAAAACAGUGAAAUAGUGUUUGAAAUAUAAACACUGGUUCAGUAAUAUCAACACUGGUUCAGAAAUAUCAACACUGGUUUUCAGUAAUGUCAUUAAAAACAGUGUUAGUUUGAAAUAUCAACACUGGUUUUCAGUAAUGUCAUUAAAAACAGUGUUAGUUUGAAAUAUCAAUCUUGGUGUUUAGUAAUUUAACAACAAAAACUGAAAUAUUGACACUGGUUUUCAGUAAAUUCUAUAAAAACUGAAACUUUGAAAUAUCAAUAAAACCAGUGAAAUGGUGUUAGAAAUAUCAAUACAAGUUUUUAGUAAUAACAAAAAUAGUUUCAGAAAUAUCAACACUUUUAGUAAUAUCAAUAAUAAUGGUGAAAUAUGUGUAGAGUUUGAAAUAGUUUUAUAAUAUCAAACAAAGUGUUUGAAAUAUCAGCAUAGGUUUUUAUAAUAUCAACAAAAACUGAGAAAUAGUGUGAAAUAUCAAGAUUGGUUUUAUAUCAACAAAGACAGAGAAAGUGUUUUAAAUAUCAACACAGGAUUUUAUAUCAACAAGCACUGAGAAAUAGUGUUUGAAAUAUCAAAUUAGGUAAUAUAAACUGAAAUAUAUGUAGUGUUUGAAAUAUCAACACAGGUGUUGUGUAUGGUAAUGUCAAACCGUGUUUGAAAUAUCAACACAUUUUUGACAAAGUGAUGGACACAAUCUCAGUUAGGCUACAUCAAUAUCACAAAGUGUACAAUGAAUUUUAUUUCAAUUUAUUUUUGUGCCGAUAUCCAAUGAAGGUUCAAGCACGCUGUCCUGGGCACACACCACAGCUAUCUGGGCUGUCUGUCCAGAACAGUGGGUUAGUUGUUAGUGGUGAGA
Messenger RNA from Gigantopelta aegis, 3331 nucleotides. RefSeq lists its product as uncharacterized. NCBI's taxonomy places the organism in Eukaryota, Metazoa, Mollusca, Gastropoda, Neomphalida, Peltospiridae. The record is from RefSeq and is a predicted model, not a curated record. Gene Ontology annotation, biological process: negative regulation of cell migration; negative regulation of G2/M transition of mitotic cell cycle. The transcript has 8 exons. Bases 350 to 2263 code for a protein of 637 amino acids.